Molecule: messenger RNA, 1208 nt
Organism: Panonychus citri (citrus red mite)
Lineage: Eukaryota; Metazoa; Arthropoda; Arachnida; Trombidiformes; Tetranychidae
Exons: 1
Coding region: 456-1004 (182 amino acids)
Source: RefSeq, a predicted model, not a curated record
CAUUAAUCUUACCAACAGAAUUUAAAUUGAUCACUAAUUUUCUUGGUAAAUUAAUUCUUAUCAUUAUUAUUUUAUUAUAAUCUCUAUAGGAAGAGAUUAUUAUAAUUGUUCAUCUCACCGAAUCGACAUAAUUGUCAUGAUUAGAACAAUAAAAGGGCGUAAUGAUUAAGAUGACAAAAUGUAGAUAGAAUCAUUUUCUUAACCGAUAUAUUUGCUUUUCGCAUCACGGAAGCAAAGGAAGUCCAUAGGGAUCCCCGUUGUGGCCUCAGUUCUAGAUUAAUUCAAGCAAAACAAUCAAUAAACCGACAAUAUAUAAGAGCGAUAUUUUCAGUGUCAAGUUCAUUGAUUGUGUUGAUUGUCACUUGAAUAGUAAGAUAGUCAAAUUUUUGUUCCUUCUUAAGUGUUUGAAUUGGAAAAUCGCUUCGAAAAGUGAUCAGAGAAAAACGGAAUCGAAAAUGUUUCCACUUUAUGUUACUUAUUGUUUGUGCUUCUUUUUGACGGGAUUCUUUAAACUGACCGAUGCCCAUGUCCCGACAAAUGGAUCACUUCCAAGCCCAAAGGCUCGACAAUUGGACGAUCUACACCACGAGAGUCCAACAUCUUUAACUCGCCAAUGGCCUGAAGCCUCGUACCUCCUUCCAAACUCAGCGAUGUCCACUCUUCUUCCGAUCGCCAUUUUCAUUGGAAUUGGAAUCAUCUUGUUGAAAUUGUUCAUCUUAAGCCUUUGGAUUUUUGGACGAUCUGGAGCACCACUUGGAGGCUAUGGACUACCAAUGACUCCUUAUAACGCCGGAUAUCCGGGUUAUCAUUCACUUUCUUCAGCCUAUUCAUCCGGCGGGUGGAGAGGUGAUGGAUCAGGAAUAGCGGCAAGAUCCAUGGUCGAUAAAAGUGGCCUACCUUUGUCCCCAUUCAUCGGGAAUAAAUUAUUAUCCUUGGUGUCCAAAGUGACCGAAGCCAUGGAAGGUGCUGAUAAACGUUACAAUGCCAAUGGAUCUAAAUUGUGAACAAUUAACUGAUCAAAAUUCAUUAAUCAUUCUAAUGGUAUUUAUUUAUUCAAUGGGUUACUAAUUAUUCCUACUAAAAUUGUAAUUAGAGUUUUAAAUUUAAAUCAAAUAACAAAAGGUUCUUGAUUUAAAAUAGAUUCAAGUCUUAAUCCAAUAUUUCAUUUUAAAUAUUUAACCAAAUUAAAAUUAACUUUUAAUUACCUU